UAGUUUGAUUUAUUUAGUUGUUUAUAUUUUCUAAAUGCGUAUGUCCGUUGUUUUUAACGAAAAUCAAAACUUUGCAUCGCACGAGAAGUUGUCAAUAUCUUGCGUCAUUUUGUCGAGUUUGUUUUUUCUUUUCACAUCUCCUUUUUAUCCUUUUGCUCUUCUCUACCGUGCAUUAUAACUGGAAAGACAUUUUUAAUUCACGAGAUUCACAGUUUAUGAACAAACGUGGCGCUAAGUAAACAAGAUUGGUUAAUCAAAUCGUGUACAAAAAUUUAUAAAAUCUUGUGUCUUAGUGUUUUAAGAGUAUGGAAGAGUCCGGAUGAAUUUUAACCAUAGAAAAUAUUGUUAACUGUUUACUCAAUUUCAAUUGAACAUUAAAGAGAUAAAAGAUUUGUGUUAAAAAAAGCAUAACAAGAUAUCGAAUAGGCUAUCAGAGUUUCAUCAAAAUAUGCUUUUAUAAAACCAGCCACAACACACCUGUUUCAUUUUCUUGUGUGGAUUAUAAAAAAGAGAAAACAUUUUAAAAUGAGAAAAUAUGUAAAAUAAAAGCAAUUAUAAUAGACCAUUUGUUUCCUCUCCCCUUUAAGCUAAUGUAUGGGUUUUUUAUAAAAGGUCAGAGAUAUGUAGGAUGAAAAUACAACAAAAUACUUUAGAAUACGCUUCAAGUAAAUAAUUCAGACGAUAUAAUGUGAAAAAUUUGCCCUUAGUUUUAUUUCCUCUUCUGUUUUGAUAUUCAAAUUUUUAAUAUGUGGAUCAUGUGCAAUUUUUGGUGUUAAGACAAAGCCACAGACUUAACGAGGUGUAAGGCGACACGUUUCUUCUAAGAAGACGGUUUUAAGUUUUUAAACGCUGGUAAUUGUUAUGAAUUUCAUUAAUUUUACUCACGUUUCUUCGCAUACAUUUGCUUUCCUGAUUUUCUCAUCACAUCUGGCGUACGUACGUUGUUGUAGCUGCUGCUAAUAUGUAAUAAAUCAAACCUGAGAAAUCAGUGUGUAUAAAACGGAAUAAUUUUUUUGACUUAGCUUAGUCUUAUGCGAGGUCUAAUUAUGACCUAGACAAUCGAUUUUACUGUACAUGAGAGUUCAAGUAUGUUACAAACUGAUUUGAGGAAAAGUCUUCGUGCUUCAUUAAGGCGUAAGAAGAAGCCACUGAUUUCUAUUAAUCAAAUGGUGCAAUACAAUAGUUACUACAAUAUAAAGUCAUUAGGCUCUGCUGAAGAAAUGACACAAUUUAUGGAAUCAGUGCAGAGAAAACAGUCUGUACUUAGUUCUUGUUUGCUACCACUUUCCGUACCAAGUGGAAUUACAGCUAAUCAAGCCAAUACCUUAAAAACCGGAGUGGUUCGCAAAAUGACGGUUGGAACGCAGGCGCAAAUCAUUCCACAAUACAAACUCGAAAAUACAGAACUUCCCAAGUUAAUGCUGUUACAUUUCGGACGAAAAAGAUUGAUAUGGGAUUGGAUUAUUCUAUUCUUGGUCGCUUACAAUGCUAUUAUUGUUCCAUUAAAUGUAGCUUUCACCAUCAAUACCCUACUUGUUUUGGAUUUAAUCUUAGAACUUAUUUUUAUGUGCGAUAUCGUUGUUAAUUUUCGCACGACAUAUAUCGAGCCUAAAACAGGCAAGCUAGUAACGAAUCCGUCCGACAUAUCUAAAAAUUACUUAAAAGGCUGGUUUUUGGUUGACUGUAUAGCUACUGUACCAUUUGAGUUAAUAAUGCUUCUUAACAAUUCCUUGCUUCCUUAUGUGGCAGUGUUGAAGAUAUUUCGUUUGCUUCGCUUAUUUCGAGUGAUACGACGAGUAAAUCGGUAUAUCGAGCACACAACCUCGCUUUUACUACUCAUGAUGUUUUCGUUUGCGCUGCUUGCGCAUUGGUUUGCAUGUAUUUGGUACGUGAUUGGUUAUAGGGAAAUGCAGAAUGGAAAAACAACUGGUUGGUUGCACAAAUUAGGUAAUCAGAAUGGAAGAUUAUUUUACAAUAACACUGGCAAAGUUAAACAACUUAAUGAAAACCAGAAAUAUAUAAACGCGUUAUACUUUGUAUUUACAAGUUUAACCACUGUUGGGUUUGGAAAUAUUGCUCCAAAUACAGUUGCAGAACAGACUUUUUCAAUUUUAGUUCUUCUUCUUGGAGCUAUUGUACAAUCCGCCAUAUUUGGAAACAUGACCGCAGUUAUUCAAAAACUUUACGCUGCAAGAGCAAAAUUUCAUGCCAAAGCCUCGCAAAUCAAACAAUUUGUACGCCAGCACCAAAUAGAUGACGAGCUGAAACGACGCAUCGAAGACUGGUUUAUUUCGCAAUGGUCUAUCAGCAAAGGAGUCAACACGCAGGAGAUGCUUGACAGCUUCCCAACUGAACUACAAGCUGAUAUAUGUUCACAUUUAUACAAACGAUUUUUAUCCUUACCUUGUUUCAUGCAUGAAAGUCGUGGCUGCCUUAGGUUGAUAUCCCUUAAGAUAAAAAAGACUUAUUUUAGUCCUGGAGAGAUGGUUAUUAAAGAGAAUGAUGUUGUGAAUGCAAUAUUCUAUAUUCACAAAGGAACAGUGGAGGUCGUGCAGAAAGAUUUCAUUGUAGCAAUAUUAGGGUCUGGUGAUGUAUUUGGUGGACAUAUUUGCAAAAACAGACCUCUACGACGUGCAGAUGGAGAUAUUCGAGCUUUAAUGUACUGUGAGAUAUUAUACUUGACACGAGAAAGUAUUCAAGAAGUUUUGAAGCAUUACCCAGACUUUGCAGAAAAUUUUUCACAAAAUAUUAGCUUGUCUUUUAACCUAGACACUAAAGAGGGCAAUACUACCUUUAACAGCUCUGGUUUGAAUUCUAUCGAAGAGGAAGAAGAAAAUUCAUUCAGCACAGAUUCGAGUAGCUUUCAAAAUUCAUCUGAUGAAGAUCGACGAAGGAAACGACAUGGAAGAAAAAAAACUUCAAGAAAAAAAAACUCCAAAAAAUCGACAUUACCAUUAUGGCAACAAAAACUUCAAAAUCGAGAGACUGAUCUUAAAAGAUCACCUUCUGCAAGCCUUAAAAGUCGUCUGAUGAAAAUUGGAUCGUCUGAUUCUGACGAAGAACACAAUGGUAGUAACGACAUUGUUUUAUUUGAGUCAGGCGAGGAUAGCGAUGAUGGUGAAAAAAAGUAUUUAACUGAUGAAAAAAACAAUAACUCUGUAGCUCCGACAGCGUUUGAUUUACCUGAUAUUGAACAAACUAACAUAGACAGAAUUAACAUAUCCUCGAGCAGAUACGAGUUGCAUGAUAAUUUUUAUCAAAAACCAGAUGUGCAGGAAGUUGAUUUAAAAUUGGAUGAAAAUUCUAUAAAGAGUACUACCUUUUCUCUUGAAUCUUCAUGCUUAUUUCCUGACCCUCCAGUGUUAAGCAAUCCUUAUUGCGACUUAAAAGCUAAAGAACUCCCCUUAAACAAAGACGCACACAGUGAACAAGAAACCGAUAACAAUAACAAAAAAGCAAUCAGACGAAAAAGCCAUCGCAAUUUAGGUUACGCUAACCAUUACCCUUCUACAAAUGGGGCCUACUUAACAGACAAUCUUUCUGCACCAACACAACAAGAUGUUUUUCCUGCUGCAUCAAGUCCAGAACGCAAUACUGCUAUGUACACAAACGUUAACGCUUUGCAUAACAACACAUUACAAGAACAAGGGCUUGAUCUAGGUAUAUAUUCUCAGCUUUCAGGUACGAAUGGUCGUGAAUCAGGUGGAACAUGCGAGUCUUAUUCUGAUACCAAUACACAUACUAGAAAAUCAGAAAACAUUUCCAUACAAAUUCCAAAUGGAAACAUUCAUAACUCAUAUGAGACUAAUGUAGAUUCUUUAAUUUCUUAUACUACAGAAGGCGUUCAGGCAAAUGAGUGUAUUGGAGCGAAUAAUGUUUUGUCGUUGCACCAUUUAGCGAAUGAAUUGUGUAAAUUAAAAAAAGAAGACAUUAACGAUGUUAAAACUGACAUAAAUAAUUUACGAAAUGAAAUUCGUGUGAUUAAAGUUGGAUUGGAUUCGUUAAUAGACUUGAUAAAGAACAACAACACGCAACGUGAAGAGGAUAGAAUAGGGAUGAAAAGCAAUGGGAACACAUCGAACAAGGAGUAAAAAAACAGUCCUCUUUGAACUACAGGAAAAGCACUUACAAGAUGAAAUUGGUUUUUACCCGUGAAGAAAUGUUAGAGAAAAAUGCAUUGAAGUUAAAAAACACAGUCAGCACCUGGAAAUUUUUUUUCGUUUGCUUGACUUUUUAAUAUUUACAAAGAACUAAAUAAUACCGAAGCUCUAGACAAUAAAACACUUUUCUAUUGGCUUUAAAAUUAGGAUAUAGUGGGACAUCUGUAUGAUUUUAUAAACAUUAUUAAAUUUUACGAAACA
Messenger RNA from Hydractinia symbiolongicarpus, 4361 nucleotides. RefSeq names its product potassium voltage-gated channel subfamily H member 2-like. Gene Ontology annotation, molecular function: voltage-gated potassium channel activity. The coding region runs from base 1089 to 4091 and encodes 1000 amino acids. The record is from RefSeq and is a predicted model, not a curated record. The transcript has 8 exons. Lineage: Eukaryota; Metazoa; Cnidaria; Hydrozoa; Anthoathecata; Hydractiniidae. Gene Ontology annotation, cellular component: membrane. Gene Ontology annotation, biological process: potassium ion transmembrane transport; regulation of membrane potential.